CUACCAUCUAACUUCACGCAUGGACACACACAAGUCCACGCAGAAACAACAGAAAAAGAAUUCUCCGUCAGUGGUUAUAAACAACUGGAUGGAAUGCUCAUCCCACUGCCUUCCUAGAGCGUCAUCCUCUAAUUAGAAUUAACCCCAGCCCACCAUCAUGUGUUUCGGACCGUUUCGUCAGCUGUGCCACUGGGGGCCAUUCGUUGCUCUCUUCCUCAUUUUCUACAUUACAGGAACAGCUGUAAUGUGUGAUCUGUUCUACUGGACACCAAACAAGGAUAGCCUGUUAAGCAUUGUUCACUUUGUGGUUCUGUCAUCUUGGAUUUUUUUCAUUUUGUGGAAUUACUUUCAUGCAGUAUUCUAUGGUCCUGGGUUUGUCCCACUAGGCUGGAAACCAGAGAAUCCUGAAGAUGAGAAAAGUCUACAGUACUGUCAUGUAUGUAAAGGAUUCAAGGCACCCAGGUCACAUCACUGUAGAUAUUGUAACAGGUGUGUAAUGAAGAUGGACCAUCAUUGUCCCUGGAUCAACACCUGUUGUGGACAUCGUAACCACGCCCAUUUCACCUACUUCCUCUGGUUUGCACCUCUAGGAUGCUUCCAUGCUACCAUCAUUAUCUCAGUCACUAUUUACUCUGAAAUUUACAAGCAACUCUAUUCUACUCGCAAGUACAGAAGGCCCAAUAACAUCCCACUAGGAGUGGAGUUUGGUUUACCACAGCUCUUCAUGAGCUUUGUAGCUGUUGGUUUAGCCAUCGGAGUUACCCUCGCUGUCUUAUUCUUAUUUAUCACUCAGAUCCGGUCUAUCUUGAAAAAUGAAAGUGGCAUAGAAAAUUGGAUUGUUGCAAAGGCAAAGCAUAGACACAGCAAACUGGAGAGCAAGUUUGUGUAUCCGUACAACCUGGGUCGGAAACGGAACCUUCUAGAGGUCUUCACCUGGCAGGGACGGCCACAGGGAGAUGGGAUUUCAUGGCCGGUGGUUGAGGGAUGUACACAGUAUACACUAACGAUUGAGCAGAUUGCCCAGAAGCAACUGAAAAAAGAACGAAUGAUUGAGUAUAUCGUGAUUGAGGACUACGAAGGCUCCUGGUUCCCUAUAUCUAAAGGCUACUGUACUUGUCUAUGUUUUCCAUUAACCGAUGAACCACGCAUUGAAAUAGAUGAAGAAGACAUCAUCAUGGUCAGCAGAUGGAAAAAGUACUGGUUGUAUGGUGAGGUGCAGUUCAUCAAUGAUGGAGAUGAGUCAACACCUCGAAUUAGAGGAUGGUUUCCACGGCGAUGUGUUAAACAGAAUGCUGGUCAUAUAGGUAAAGAUGAUGAUGAUGAUACGAAGAAGAAAAGAUGAAAAACCCUUUUUCUUUUACUUUCACUGGAUUUGCAAUAAAAUUGUUAUUUGUCAAUCCACAAAAAAUGUCCUUAAUUUAUAUUUCAAAAAGAAAAUUUGAAGAAAUUAUGCUGUUCACAAAAAGUUAUCCAAGCCCUUUUAAGUUUGCGAAAAAAGUAGGAAAAAUAUGCUUGUGUAACUAUUUUCCUUUUUGUUUUUUUGUUUUAUGAAAUAUAAGAUGAAGCAAUCUAACUUAGAGAUGACAAUUAUUGCACCUGAAUAUUUAUGGCAUGUAACCAUGGUAACUUUUGGUCACUAACUAUACCAGCAUGCACCUAUUACAAAGCUAAGACCUGCACACAGAGUAUUUAUGAAACAAUUUACUGUAGUGACACCAUUAUAUUAUUCACAUUUAAAGAUCAAGCAAUUUUGAAGUAACCUUGUUGUCUUUUUCAGUGAACAAAUUUUAUGUACAAAUUUUUUAGUACUUUUUUUUCUUCGACUUGUAUGUGAGGCAUAAAAUGCUUCAAAAGAAAUACAUAUGUAUUUUGUGUAAAUGUUGUUCUUCCGUCUUUUCCAGCAUUGCACUAUAAGGUGUACAUAUUAGAUUUAUAUUAGAAAAUAAAACCAUCUUGCUAUAAAAUAUAAAAAGUUGGCAACUACAAAUUAUAACUAAAAGUGUCUAGUUGCAGAAUUUUUUCUAUUUUUGUACCUCCAAAUAUUCUGUUUUAGAUGCGAAGUGUAUGGGUUCCAGUUCUGUCGUACAUUUUUUGGCAGUGUGCUUUUAACCCAGAGAAAGGGCCAAAUUUCAUAGCAAUAGCACUGCUUCAAAAAUAAGAACAUUUUUCUUGAUUACUGUAUCGGACAAAUUUGCUAAGGUGUAAGCGUAUUUCACAGGUAAGCAAGAAUAUUUGGCGGACAGCUUGUGCGUUCUCAAUGGAUUUGCAGUGUAACGUCAUUCAUUUUAAUACAGUAAGCACUGCAAAUUUAGCACGCCUUUUUCUUUUUGCUUGUGGUUAGCAUCUCCAUGAAAUGGAAAUGGUACAGUAAGCACAAAAUCAGCCAUUAAGCAGCUCUAUGAAAUUUGGCCCAGAUAUUUUAGAGGUGACCAUUACCUUAUUGUACAGUAAUUAGGUUUGGGGUUUCAUGUACAGUGUAGAAUACCAUAGCGCUGGACCCUUUCUCUGGAGAAAAACUUAAAAUCAAGUAUAAUAAUCUGAUUAAAUCUAAAUUAUCACCCUAAUUAUGUACAGUUUUAAAUUUCUGAAACCUUGAAAAAUAAGCCUUUGUAGAACUAUGUUUCAUGUAGAUUACUACAUGCAUUGUAGUGUGUAGAGCCAGAGGUAUACCCUUAACUCUGUUGGUAUGAAAUGUAACACAGGCAUGCAACUGAUCAGCCAAUUUGGGUUUCAAUGAAAACUGAAAAAUACAGAACACUGUAUAAAGUCUUCCUGUUCCUUUGUAAAACCUAUUUUUGUUUGUUUGUUUUUCUGGACAAAAACUUGAGUUGCAUGCCUGGAAUACUAAUACGUGCUACCACCUAGAAGGGAAUUUUAAUAAUUAAUAAUGGGCAAAUGGCUGUAUUCUUCCCUUAUCAUAUCACUGGCUUGCAUUGUUGAUCUAUCUUUCCAAAACCAGUGGAUAGUAUAAACAGUUGAAUCAUGCCAACCAAAAGGUGCUUUGUAAUAAUUAACAAGUUGAGAGUAUGGAAUAAAGGUACAUACUACAUGCAUUGUACAGAACAUCAA
Asterias rubens (European starfish) is the source of this 3069-nucleotide messenger RNA. RefSeq names its product palmitoyltransferase ZDHHC6-like. Gene Ontology annotation, biological process: protein palmitoylation. The record is from RefSeq and is a predicted model, not a curated record. The transcript is spliced from 10 exons. Lineage: Eukaryota; Metazoa; Echinodermata; Asteroidea; Forcipulatida; Asteriidae. The coding region runs from base 158 to 1342 and encodes 394 amino acids. Gene Ontology annotation, molecular function: palmitoyltransferase activity. Gene Ontology annotation, cellular component: Golgi apparatus.